Molecule: messenger RNA, 1336 nt
Organism: Sinocyclocheilus anshuiensis
Lineage: Eukaryota; Metazoa; Chordata; Actinopteri; Cypriniformes; Cyprinidae
Product: mitochondrial fission regulator 1-like
Exons: 7
Coding region: 330-1298 (322 amino acids)
Biological process (GO): aerobic respiration; mitochondrial fission
Cellular component (GO): mitochondrion
Source: RefSeq, a predicted model, not a curated record
UCUAUGGGAAAAAUACAGGUAACAGCUGGAUAGCAUUAGCGUAGCUAGGACCCUACUAGUCUGUAACACUGCAGUUUACUAGUUUACUAUUAGAAAUCGCGACAACUUUUGUAAACAACUAAGAGCGCCUUUAAUAUAACACACACACACAAAAAAACAACAAUAACGCUUGGGUUUUUAGCGCCUUUAACCUUUGUGGUAAAGCUAGUCCUCUGUUUGCGGUAUCUAUUAGCGACACACACUCAUGUGCUUUACGAAGAAACUACUAGAAAAAUGUUUAGUACCUCAGUCUUUUCUGGCAAAUGAAGAAAAAAAAUUGAAGUUACAAGAUGAGUGGAAAUCAUAGACGGAUAGAAAUGGACCUGGCUUUUGGAUCAUCGUCAAAGUCUUAUGGGUCAUCCAGAAGUAUUGUCAGAAGAAUUGCCACAAAUCUUCCCUUAGCGCCCUGCCCUCGUGUCCAUUUUCAGCUUCAUCCAUUCACUGCAGGAGCGAGUUUCCUCAACAGUUCAAAUGGGCCAAAUGGACUUGUGGUCACACUCGCUGAUGUGGGCUGGAUGGACAGAGAAGAGAGCGCUGGCUCUGGCAGAAACAGGUUUGAGACAGAUUCUGGGUUGUUUUUCCGUACCCAGCAGCGCAGACCCCUGAGACGUCGGCGGUCAUUACCCAGCGUGCACCAGGCUGAACCUGCACCACAGAGUCAGACAAUCAUCAACGAUGAAGCCAUUCAGAAAAUCAGUGCUCUGGAGACUGAGCUGGCCAAACUCGGAGCGCAAAUCGCACAGAUCGUUCAGGCACAGGAGCACAGCGCUCAAUCCACAGUUUCAGCUCCAGCACCUGGUGGUCCCCCUGUGCCCCAAGCUCCACCAAUGACUCCAGUUCCUCCUCCACCACCUCCUCCUCCUCCUCCUCUAUGCCCCGGCAUGCAGAGGAGCUAUUCCGCCAUUGAUCUCAUCCGAGAGCGGCGUGGGAAAAAGACUGAAGAAAAGACCGUACUGGACUCGGCACCUAAAAAGACAGAGCUUCCCAACAUGCUAGACGUACUCAAAGACAUAGGCAAAGUGAAGCUGCGCUCAGUUAAGAGUCAUCAAGAGGACACGAAACCAAAACCUGUUGAGCCCACAGACGCUGCAGCAUUAAUCGCAGAGGCCCUGAAACGCAAGUUCGCUCACCGCUACCGGAGCGAUAGUGAAUGUGAUGGCAACUUUAACUUGAUAGAUCCUGAGAAUAAGACCCAUGUAGAAACACCAGAGUUUGGACAGCAUAUGUUAAAAUCAACUGGAAGGAGGAAACUGUACUAGGAUGGAGCAACUCAUCUGAGCAGGUUAAUGUAGUUAAC